AUGCAUUCCCUGGACGAGCCCCUGGACCUCAAGCUGAGUGUCUCCAAACUGCCGGCCGUGCGAGAGAAGCGUGACUGGACCCCGAGCAGCACCAAGGGCCGAGCUCCGUGCCCGGUCUCACAGGACAAGGGCUACCUGGCAGUGGGCCCAGGCUCCCCUCCGGAUGGCUUCCAGCCACACCCCCAAUGCCAAGACAAGAGAGACCAUCGGUUCUCGCCUCCCACUGUUGACCUGAGCCUGUCCCCUUCUCCGCCAGGCCGGGACUCCACCCCCAGCGGCAGCACAUCCACCUCCCCGGACAGGCAGAGCAAUGGGGAGCUGGUGAACUGCACCAGCUUGCGUGAUCUGCAGUCCCUGCGCUACCUUGACAGCCUCCGCAGCUCCUUCCAGUUCUUCCUACCUCUGAACUCAGGAGGGUCCCUGCACCUGCCUGCCUCCGCUUUCCUGGCGCCCUCCAAGGAGAAGCGGCUCUCUUUGGAUGCGGCUGUGCAGAAGCAGCUGGUGUGCCGCUGGUCGAAGUGCAACCAGCUGUUUGAUCUCCUGCAAGACCUUGUGGACCAUGUCAAUGACUUUCAUGUGAAGCCAGAGAAGGAUGCUGGCUAUCGUUGCCACUGGGAGGGUUGUGCCCGCCAUGGCCGGGGCUUCAAUGCCAGGUACAAAAUGCUGAUCCACAUCCGUACGCACACCAAUGAGAAGCCCCAUCGCUGCCCCACCUGCAACAAGAGCUUCUCCCGGCUAGAAAACCUGAAGAUCCACAACCGCUCCCACACAGGGGAGAAGCCCUAUCUCUGCCCCUAUGAAGGCUGCAGCAAGCGCUACUCCAACUCCAGCGACCGCUUCAAGCACACCCGCACCCACUAUGUGGACAAGCCCUACCACUGCAAGAUGCCCGGGUGCCACAAGCGCUACACCGACCCCAGCUCUCUCCGCAAGCAUAUCAAGGCCCAUGGGCACUUCAUCACCCGCGAGCAGCAGGAGCUGCUGAAGCUGCAGCUCCCCACCAAGCCCCCCUCCCUCAUGGCCGACAGGCCGUACCUCGGUGGGGCACAGAUCAUCGUGCCUACCCCGGCCGCCCUCUUUGGCAGCCACAGCCUGCCUCUCCCGCUCCCCCAGGCCCCCCUGGAUCUCAGCACCUUAACCUGCGGCGGGCUGGGUACAGCUGCCAUCGCGGGCCUGCCCAGCCCCACACUUGCCCCUUUGAACUUGGCCAAGAACCCCCUGCUGGCCUCCCCUUUCUCAGUGGGCAGCCUGGGGCUGCCGGUGAUGUCCUUGCUGGCCGGCACCUCUGCCAAGGCAGGUGCUGAGCGAGGGCAGGAAAGCAGGGCCCGGCCCGUCAGAGGGGACUUUGGCAGCAGCAGCCAGUCAGCAGGGUUGCAGCGAUGCAAGGAGGCCAGUGAGAGAGUGAAACUGGCCAGGCUGCGGACAACCACGGACAGCCUCUCGCUGCUCCCUGGGGGCGUCCUGGACCUGUCCACUGGCAUGAACUCCGGGGCAACCGCUGAAGCUCUGCCACCAGGCUGGGUGGUAAUCCCAGCUGGCUCCAUUUUGCUGAAGGAAGCUGUGGUGAGUUAAGUAGGGAAGAGCAAAGAGGAGGACUGGAAGGGGACACCAUCUUGCCCAGAGAC
Protobothrops mucrosquamatus (brown spotted pit viper) is the source of this 1625-nucleotide messenger RNA. It is a transcript of the gene GLIS2, whose product is annotated as GLIS family zinc finger 2. Lineage: Eukaryota; Metazoa; Chordata; Lepidosauria; Squamata; Viperidae. Bases 1 to 1572 code for a protein of 523 amino acids. The record is from RefSeq and is a predicted model, not a curated record. Gene Ontology annotation, cellular component: nucleus. Gene Ontology annotation, biological process: smoothened signaling pathway; regulation of transcription by RNA polymerase II. The transcript is spliced from 6 exons. Gene Ontology annotation, molecular function: RNA polymerase II cis-regulatory region sequence-specific DNA binding; DNA-binding transcription factor activity, RNA polymerase II-specific.